Struthio camelus australis is the source of this 1231-nucleotide messenger RNA. The record is from RefSeq and is a predicted model, not a curated record. Lineage: Eukaryota; Metazoa; Chordata; Aves; Struthioniformes; Struthionidae.
CAGGUGCGGGGGCCAGGGGAGCACGGGCACAUGUGAAAGGGAUGGAAGGGGAGCCAGGGCGCAGAUGCCGCAGGGUGCUGCUGUGGGUGCCAUAGAGGGCAUAGAGGGAAGCGCUGGGGUUGCAGGAGGGACCCGGAUGCCCUGCUGCCCUAGUGAGGCCCUGGCCACUGAGCUGCUGGGCUGCACGUCAGUGCGGCAUGGCAGAGCGCUGCCUGGCGGUCCUGGCUCUGCGAGAGCAGGUGUCACUCUGGGCUCGUCCCCAGCUGAACAGCUUCGGAUCCCUGGCAUCGUCCCCCAGCCUGGUCAGCGGUGGGGCUCGUCGCCACCCCUUCUUCGCAGCCUCCUCUCUGGGAACAGCACUAGAGCAGCCAGUUCCUCUUUCGGUCUGGCUCCUCCCCGGUGCCGUCGCCCCGGAGCAGAGAUGGUGGAGCUGCCCUUCCUGCCCUUCUGCGCCCUGCUUGGUGCCCUGGGGGUCGUGUGCGUGGCCUUUGUCAGCGCCUGGUGCCAGCAGUGGCGCGGCGGCUUCGCCUGGGAUGGCAGUGCUCAGAUGUUUAACUGGCACCCCGUGCUGAUGGUGACAGGCAUGGUGGUGCUGUACGGCGCAGUGGCCCUGGUGUACCGCCUGCCCCUCUCCUGGAGUGGCCCCAAGCUCCCCUGGAAGGUGCUGCACAGCGCUCUGGCCCUGGUGGCCUUUGGCCUCACCGUCCUGGGGCUGGUGGCCGUCUUCAACUUCCACAACGCCCGCGGGACACCCAACAUGUACUCGCUUCACAGCUGGCUGGGGCUGGCCACCGUGCUGCUCUUCUCCUGCCAGUGGCUCGCCGUCUUCCCCUCCUUCCUGCUGCCCUGGCCCCCUGCCUGGCUCCGCGCCCUCUACAAGCCUGUCCACGUUUUCUUUGGCUCCACCAUCCUCAUGCUGGCCAUGGCUUCGUGCGUGUCAGGCAUCAACGAGAAGCUCUUCUUCAGCCUGAAGAACGGGACAACGGCGUAUGCCUACCUGCCCCCUGAGGCUGUCUUUGCCAACACGCUGGGCCUCCUGAUCUUGCUCUUCGGGGUGCUAGUGCUGUGGGCCCUGGCCAGGCCAGGCUGGAAGCGCCCGGAGCCGGACUCGGUGGACACUCGCCAGCCCCUGCUCAGCGCUGAGCGCUGACACUGUGCUCCCGAGACUGCCAGCCCCGAGCUCUCCGCUCCCUUCGCUGCUCUGCUCGCCGUGCUGGCCCCACUCUCGGCC